Molecule: messenger RNA, 561 nt
Organism: Penicillium egyptiacum
Lineage: Eukaryota; Fungi; Ascomycota; Eurotiomycetes; Eurotiales; Aspergillaceae
Source: the annotation of a GenBank genome assembly
AUGAACGUCCCUACCGACCUCAACGGUCUCGUGGAUACCUGGGGAAUGCAGGCGUGUAUGCCUCGGGACCUGACGACAUCGCUAUGGAAAUCGACCCGGGAUCGACAAGACUUCACCGAGGAGCUGUAUUUGAAUGUGACAUUGAUUCAAUACAAGCUGAACAAGGUUCAGCAAAACAGCACUUUCUAUAAAGUGAUGCUCGACACAACUGCUGGUAAUUUUGAGUUACCGAACUAUAUGAAUGGCGAAAUUGCUGGGUCCUUGCUAGAAAAGGAUCCCAAUAGACUUUGUGGAGAACAUUGUGAACGACAAACGAUUAACGGUGAUGAGGGACGCAAGGUUGGAGAUAAACGGCGCGGUAUCAACACUGCGAAUGAUUCCACUCUGCCGCUUGAAGUUGUUACCGACAAAGGUCCCCUACUGACAAUAGUUUUGGCGCCAUUCGGUGACACCUCUUUUAUUCAAAGUCGUCAGGCACAUCCCCAAGCUUAUGCUUCCGUCAUUUACCUGUGGAGCAGGUCCCUGCCUAUGCAGGGUCUUGUGUUGAGCUGGCUCCCCUAG